AAAAAAAAACCCACGAAACCGAACAAAAGCACAGGGAAUGGACGUCCAAGCGAUGGCCAGCCCGCCGCGCCCUGAUGCAGACAUGGGGGUUUGAAGGCUCUGUGGGUGCUUGCGGUGACUCCAACUCCCCUGCCGAUGAGAGGCAAGUUUGUCAAGCCGCCAGUCCCGGUGCGCGCCACCGAUCUGAAUGGGAUCGUCCUCGACGACGCCUGCUUCGGCGGAGAGGGCCCCCACCACGUGUUCGUCAUCGGCGACUGGGGCGGCCUGCCCGACGGCAGCGGCUCGGUGAAGCCUGCGUGGAAGAUGGAGCGGCAGAUGCUGCCCCCGAUAGACCUGGACCCGCAGCAGCGCGUGGCCGGUCGGAUGCAGAAGAGGGCGGUCAACGGCAGUUGGCCCAAGUACAUCUUGAACGUGGGCGACAGCUUCUAUUGGGGCGGCAUCAACGCCAACUGCGGGGCGCCGCCUUUCCAGUACGUGGAGACGGGCCAGUUCACCGAGGCGUUCGAGAAGAUAUACACUGGCCAGGGUAUCGACGACGUCCCCUGGCUGGGCGUCCUCGGGAACCACGAUUAUGGCGGCCACCACUUUACCGCGGCGUGGGACCAGGUCAUCGGCUACACGUGGACCAGGCCACCCCCGUGGACCGGCCGCUGGGUGAUGCCAGCCCAGUACUGGAGCGUCACGGUGCACUACCCCGAGGCCGUGCCCGCUUUCUCAAUCGAGUAUCUCGUAGCUUUGGGCAACAUUUUCGACGCUGCGGGCUCAGGCUCGGACCCGGAGCACAACAUCUGCGGUGCCAAGCACAACCCCCCCGGCGCAUCGUGCGGCCCCCAGGGUCCCGUGUCCCUGGCGGACUGCCACGGCUAUUUCGCGCGGCUCUGGGAGGAUCGGGGGACCAGGCCAGGUGGGCCGAGGCCCUGUUGGCAAAGUCCAAGGCCGAGUGGCAGGUCGUGGUCACCCACUUCCCCACGUCGUACGGCACGGUUUUCUGGAAGGACAUGUCCCUCAGACACGGCAUCGACCUCAUUGUGUCCGGCCACCAUCAUUACCAGCAGGUGCGCUACCAUGAUGAGAAUUCGGAGGGCGAGGACACUCUCGGGCCAACGGCGUGGAUAGUCUCUGGCGGUGGUGGGGGCAUCGUCUCCGAGAGCAACCCACAUGAGGAUGGCCAUGACGACCAGUACGGCUUCAUCGACCUCUCGUUCACUGCGGAGGAGAAAUGACGAUCGAGGCCAUCUCGCACGGCGGGCACCUCCGGACCACCAAGACGGUCCAUGGGGCUUGCUUAGUUGGCUAGCCAGUCAUCAUCUUCGGCCUCCUCUCAUCGUCGUUUCCUUCCAGCAGUGAAGAUGCGUCUUGGCUUCCUAAUAGGCCCGCUCAAGAAUGUUCCAAGAUUUCAACGAAACGUGUAUACAGCAGGAUCCCGUAUACUCCAGGAUCCGCUUUUUUUUGCGAGUUCCAGUGCGGCGCCAG
Molecule: messenger RNA, 1473 nt
Organism: Prorocentrum cordatum
Lineage: Eukaryota; Dinophyceae; Prorocentrales; Prorocentraceae
Source: the annotation of a GenBank genome assembly